AUGAGCGCAGGAGAACACAACCAUCGCCAAAUGGACGAAACUAUCAAGACUCAAACUCUUGAAAAAUUGGUUGAGAACUUUGUAAACAAGGGCUAUCCCGAAUUCAAACCCGUUCAGCAUACCACUCAAGUGGUAUCAGGCAUCAACCACAAGUACAAGAUUCAAGUGGGAAAGAAUGUGUACAUUCAUGCUAAAAUUCAUGAAAAUACUAAGGGUGAAUUGUCUGUACUUUCAGUUGAUGAAGGAAAGACUUUGUCCGAUGCUUUGUAA
Messenger RNA from Naegleria lovaniensis, 270 nucleotides. RefSeq lists its product as uncharacterized. Lineage: Eukaryota; Heterolobosea; Eutetramitea; Acrasida; Naegleriidae. Gene Ontology annotation, molecular function: cysteine-type endopeptidase inhibitor activity. Bases 1 to 270 code for a protein of 89 amino acids. The transcript has a single exon. The record is from RefSeq and is a predicted model, not a curated record. Gene Ontology annotation, cellular component: cytosol.